CUGGCUCUUUCGGACUCGUUCUUGACAAGUUCUGUUGAGCAAGGGUCCGCCGAUAUGCUUCCAGUGGGGUUCGCCGAGAUUGUCAUGCACAAAGAUAUCGCCAACUCGUCCUGCGGACAGUGGGAGAAGAGAUCGUUUAGCGUCCAAGAGAAAGCUACUCCGCAGUUGAAGGAAGCUGCCACCGAAGUUGAGCUAUAUCAAUUUGUCGCUCAGUCAUUCAGAGCAUUUGAGCAAACUGUCCACGAAACAGCGAGCAUUAAUAGCGCGAAGGCGGGCGACCACCUAUGCGAGGCCGCGGCUGAUGGCAGAUCAGACACACUCCUCCGGUCCGACCACGUUCUUCUACCUGGGGAGGUAGCGAACGCUAUGGGGACGGUGUCAGCAAGUGGGAACUUUCUCGACUUUGAGCCGCUUGAAGAAGCAGUAGAUCGACCAAGCGUUCGUGGGGGCAUCGGCAGCCUCCAAGUUAACUCAACCCUUGUCUUUAAGAAGGCAGCAAAGGGCGAUCUUCAUGGCGCCCUGAAGAGAAUAGGCCGCUGUGUCGAGAUUUUCGAGCGUUACCCUGGCUUGUGUCGCAGUAUGAUCGGAUGCCACCUGGCACAUAUGAUGCUGGUAUCUCUGGCAGCGAUUGGUACCCCCAGAGCUCAGGCGAUGCACGACAGGUUGCGGGAGUCCUACAAUUCGUGUUGUCCUUCUGGCUCACGACUCAUACCCCCUUUGGAGGAGUGGCGUGGAUUGGAUGCCUUCUGCGACGAUCUCUAUUGCAGGCAUGGCAAUCGACCUCGUCGCCAACAAGCUCAAGGCUUUCUCAGCGCCACCCGUUAACAGCAUCGACGCCCCCGUGGAAACGGAGGGCACGGAUGCGGACAGAGACAAGGGCGAAACCGCUCACCAAGGCCAAUGGGAGACCCAGAGUAAAAAAAUGUCAGCAUAUCUCGUUUCUGAGAACAAUAUGGGCGCAGUUCCGGUUUGGUCAACUGAGAGUGGACCUGAGGGCUGCAUGCGCCCCACUCUGGUGUCGACAGGACGUAGUCCUUCUUCAGUAUCCUCACACUACCAAUGGCACCGUUUGAAGGAAGAGCUACACUCGGACGGCAUUGAAAACAAGACUGACAACGUGGUCAUCGCUCCCGAGUGGUUGUCAAGGUUGCCAGGAAUGAAUGACGGGGGCGGGGUGGCGGAGGACACGGAGGACGAUAGCAUUGGCGCAGAGGAUUGGUUGGAUGUGACCUAUGCCAUGUUAGAUGUACUUUGAACGGAGCGACAUGAGCCUCCUCGCGGAAGUCACCUUGGGUUGCAAUCGCUGGGUUGGGAAGUAACCAGUGGUGCGUUUUCAUCUCUCGGAUGUGUGGUUGAAUGAUGCUACAACCGUAGUUCCAUCGUCAUACAUGCCUUUGGAGUACCAGCAGGUAGGAAGAAUUUUCAACGUAGGAGCCAGAAUAUUCAGAGAAUGUCACGGUACCCUUCAUGUUGGCUGCUCCGAGUCUCUGCGCUUUCCGCGAAGGCUACCAAGUAGAGACGCCGUCACGGUGACGUGACUUUCAUGCUACGGUAACACGCGAGAUAUAAUCUUUUAAGUAGCCCCUCUCGGUCUUCUUAGCGUGAAGGAGCCCCGUCACAACACGCCGUUUUCUGUCGUCAACCGGUUGGGUCUAGGCUGUGGUUGUUGGUCCUUCUUGCGCUCGGUUGCAUGCACCACUAUAAGAUUAACGUUGGACUGCAACAAUCGCAGCUUCUACAGGCAUCAGUCACGUCGAGUUAGGCAUUCAUUCACGGGCCGAUAGAUCCACGUUGGAAACGCAAUGGGCGCGUGCGGAACCAAGAACAUUUCUUUCGUGCUUUUUUCGGGGAAGCGCU
Messenger RNA from Ectocarpus sp. CCAP 1310/34, 1857 nucleotides. The record is from the annotation of a GenBank genome assembly. NCBI's taxonomy places the organism in Eukaryota, Phaeophyceae, Ectocarpales, Ectocarpaceae.